GAGGUCGCUCUGUUAAUUCAAGCAAAUCAAAGCCCCGGGGUUCCUGAAAUCAUCCAGCUUCUGGACUGGCAGAAGAAGCCUGGCCACUACAUGAUGGUCCUAGAGCGGCCCAUGCCCUCUCAGUGUCUGUAUGAAUUUAUAAAGAACUACAAGGGCAGCAUUGGAGAGGAUUUGGCACGGUUUAUCAUGCGCCAGGCAACAUCUGCAGCUCAGACGUGCUGCCAACGUGGAGUGUUGCACUGCGACAUUAAGGCAGAAAACAUUCUGAUUAACUCGAGCACCCUCGAAGACAAACUGAAUGACUUUGGGUGUGGUGACUUCCUUACUGAUGCGGGUUACACAUCCUUUGCUGGCACAAAACGGUACUGUCCUCCCGAGUAUCUGAUGAGCAGCAGGUACCACGGGGAAUCAGUGACCGUGUGGUCACUCGGGAUCCUCCUGUUCGUGAUACUUUUCCAGAAAACUCCAAACAGACGAGACCUGUGCAAGAUGGAAGAUUACAUCCGGGCCAAAGAUGGCUUGUCACAAGAAUGCUGCAAUUUUCUUUGCUGUUGUGUGCAGAUCGACCCAAAGCAGCGGAUUGAACUGGAGAAACUCAGUCUCCACAACUGGUUUAUGGAGGGUUAUCCCAAACCUGUUCCACUGGAGGCCGCUCUGUUAAUUCGAGUAAAUCAAGGCCCCAGGGGUUCCUGA
Molecule: messenger RNA, 693 nt
Organism: Sinocyclocheilus grahami
Lineage: Eukaryota; Metazoa; Chordata; Actinopteri; Cypriniformes; Cyprinidae
Product: serine/threonine-protein kinase pim-2-like
Exons: 4
Coding region: 91-693 (200 amino acids)
Biological process (GO): regulation of mitotic cell cycle; protein autophosphorylation; negative regulation of apoptotic process
Cellular component (GO): cytoplasm
Molecular function (GO): ATP binding; protein serine/threonine kinase activity
Source: RefSeq, a predicted model, not a curated record